Messenger RNA from Trichosurus vulpecula (common brushtail), 2220 nucleotides. RefSeq names its product disintegrin and metalloproteinase domain-containing protein 18-like. The record is from RefSeq and is a predicted model, not a curated record. Gene Ontology annotation, molecular function: metalloendopeptidase activity. Bases 1 to 2220 code for a protein of 739 amino acids. Lineage: Eukaryota; Metazoa; Chordata; Mammalia; Diprotodontia; Phalangeridae. Gene Ontology annotation, cellular component: plasma membrane. Gene Ontology annotation, biological process: cell adhesion; proteolysis; binding of sperm to zona pellucida. The transcript is spliced from 20 exons.
AUGUUACCCCUGCUGGUACUGCUCGGGGCCUUGUGCGCUGCACAAAGUUUUCAACCAACCCCACUUCAAAUCACAGUUCCGCGGAAGAUUUGGUCAAAUGCAACUGAAGAUUCAAUGGAACAACAUGUGGCAUAUAUUAUUAUAGUAGAAGGAAAACCAUAUACUUUACAGCUCCAAAAACAAAUGUUUUUACCCCAGGACUUCAUGGUUUAUACUUACAACAAACAGGGUGUCUUUCAUUCUUCUUCUUCAAAAAUUAUGAUGCAGUGCAAUUACCAUGGAUACGUUGCAGGUUUUCCAAAUUCACUCGUGACACUCAACACCUGUUCUGGACUCAGGGGCUUACUCCAGUUUGAAAAUAUCAGCUAUGGAAUUGAACCCUUGGAGUCCACUGCAGGGUUUGAACACCUUAUUUACCAAGUAAAGAAUGAAAAUAUCAGUGUUCCUCUCUUGGAAGAAAAUGAUACAGAUAUCUGGUAUAGAAAUUUACCUUAUAACUCUCAUAUAGGUUCAGAAGAAAAAACAGUUGUUUCACAGACAUUGCCUCGAUAUCUGGAAAUGCAUGUUAUUGUGGAUAAAGUUUUGUAUGAUCAUAUGGGUUCUGAAAUGGCAGUUGUAACGCAGAAAAUUGUCCAGAUCAUUGGUCUUAUUAAUACUAUGUUUACCCAGCUUAAAAUGACAGUUAUAUUGUCUUCGUUGGAAUUUUGGUCAGAUAAAAACAAAAUUUCUACCACUGGGGAUGCUAAUAAUUUACUACACAGAUUUUUGGCAUGGAAGCACAAGUUUCUUGUUCUAAGGCCCCAUGAUAUGGCAUAUUUACUUAUUUAUAGGAAUCAUCCUAACUAUAUUGGGGCAACAUUUCCUGGAAAAAUAUGUAAUAAAAGCUAUUCUGCAGGAAUUGCUAUGUAUCCAAAAGCAGUAUCAUUGGAGACAUUUUCAGUUAUUAUGGUACAGUUACUUGGCCUUAAUCUGGGACUGACAUAUGAUGACCUCAACAUGUGUCAUUGUUUAGGAGCUACCUGCAUAAUGAGCCCUGAAGCAGUGCAUUCCAGUGGUGUAAAGGUUUUCAGCAGCUGCAGUCUGAAUGACUUUAAACAUUUCAUUUCAAAGAAUGGGGUUGAAUGUCUUCAAAAUCAGCCAUAUGUGAACCCAGUUUACAAAGAAGAUGCAGUAUGUGGAGAUGGUUUUGUGGAAGGUGAUGAAGAGUGUGAUUGUGGCUCAAAAAAGGAAUUCUCUAGGUGUAAAUUUAAAAAUUGCUGUGUUAUGGAGACAUGUAAACUCAAGCCAUCAGCAAAAUGUGGCUUUGGACCAUGUUGCACAUACAGGUGUCAGUUUCACAAGAGAGGUAAACUGUGUAGGCCUAAAGCAAAUGAAGAAUGUGAUUUUAAUGAUUAUUGCAAUGGAACAUCUCAUGAAUGUGUACCUGAUACUUUUGUACAGAAUGGUGAAAGUUGCCGUAGGAAUACUGCCAUUUGUAUUAAUGGAAAGUGUCCUCACUUAAACGACCAGUGUAAGAGUAUAUUUGGACCAGCUUCCAGAGCUGGUUCUUUUGCAUGUUUUGAAGAAAUGAAUGGCAGAAAUGAUCCAUUUGGGAACUGUGGUAUUGAAAAAGAUUCGUUUAAACCAUGUCCAUUUGACAAUCUCUUGUGUGGAAAAUUAGUUUGUACUUGGCCAAAGAGAUCAUUGUUCUUCAAAAGAGAUGUAUCUGUGAUUUAUUCACGUGUUUAUGACGAUAUAUGUGUAUCCAUUACACAUACUACUCCAGUGCGACCAGGGCAACGAGAUUUUACAUUUGUGCAUGAUGGUACUCCAUGUGGUCCUAACAUGGUAUGUUCACACUUUUCUUGCAUAGAGUCUCGUUUUUUGAUUGAAAGAAAUUGUAAUGCCACUGAAAAGUGUCAUGGAAAAGGACGUUGCAAUAAUUUCAACUCCUGUCAUUGUAAUACUCACUACUUACCUCCAGAUUGCAAGAGAAUGUCUUUCUUGUCAUGGGGAAGUUAUGAAGAUGGGCAUUUAGCAAAGCCUGUUACUACUCGAGGUUAUACUACUACUCGAAAGAACUGGCUUAUUCUAGGCUUCUACAUCUCUCUACCUUUUCUCAUCAUUACUAUCAUUAUUGUUGCAAAAUGGGAUAAAGUGAAAGAAUUAUGCAAUGUAGAAGAAAUACAAAGUGAAGGAUCCCUAUCAGGAGACAGCAGCAUAUCUUAUAGUACAAGGUGA